Ostrinia furnacalis (Asian corn borer) is the source of this 1568-nucleotide messenger RNA. RefSeq names its product fibroin heavy chain-like. The record is from RefSeq and is a predicted model, not a curated record. The transcript is spliced from 4 exons. Lineage: Eukaryota; Metazoa; Arthropoda; Insecta; Lepidoptera; Crambidae. The coding region runs from base 6 to 1568 and encodes 520 amino acids.
CAAUCAUGUCUUCCUUCACUUUCUUGCUCCUCUGCAUCCAGGCUUGCCUGAUCCAGAAUGCCUUCUCGCAAGUGCUAGGCUACUACAACCCCAUGGACGUUGAAGUCGACGCUCUCAGCUACGGAAUCUCUGGAGGUCUCAGCGGUUACGGAGUCGGCGCCUCUGGAUACGGACUUGGCAGCGCCAACAUCGGACUUGGCGGCGCCAGCGCAAUCGGUUAUGGCAGCGCCAAUGUCGGACUUGGCGGCGCCAGCGCCAUCGGACUUGGCAGCGCUAACAUCGGACUUGGCGGAGGCGCUAUCGGACUUGGUAGUGCUAACAUUGGCGGCGGCAACUUAGUCAGUCUUGGCAACGCCAACGCAAUCGGACUUGGCAGCAUCAACGCUGGUGGCUGGUCAGCAGGCAACGUUGGCAGCGGCUUCACUGGCGGAUACGCCCCCUCAGACGUUGCCGCCGUUGCCGCUCUGCCAGUCUCUGGCCCGUACGGCGGUACUGGCUACGGAGAAUUGGCCGUCGGAGGCGAUUUCAACGCCGGUGGUACCGCCAUCGUGACCGGCCAGCUGCCAGUGCUUGGUGCGGUGUCGUUCAAUGGCAACAUCCCCGCCAGUGGCGUCGUGUCCAUCGCUGGCAACUGCCCCUGCGGUGGCGUGAGACUGUUAGUAGAUGUUAGGACGGCCGAAACCUUCACUGGUGAUGCCGACCUGUCCGCUACCACAUCCACAAGUGGCCACGCCAGACCCAGCAGUGGGCAGGGCGCCUUCGAAGGCCACAGCGCUCAGGAACGGCAGCUGACCGGUCACCAGCAGGUUUCCUUCGAUGGCAUUUUCAGAAGCGACGGCAAGAACGCCUUCUCCCAAUACGCGGUCGCCAACGGCUAUGGCUACAGUAACGUUGACAUUGACAUUGACAUCGAUGCCACAGCUCUUGCCCAGGCUCUUGGCUACGGAAACGCCCAGGCUCUUGGCUACGGCAGCGCUCAGGCACUUGGCUACGGAAACGCUCAGGCACUUGGCUACGGAAGCGCAGAGGCUCUUGGCUACGGCAGUGCCCAAGCCUACGGCAGUGCUCAGGCCUACGGAAGCGCCCAGGCACUUGGCUAUGGCAGCGCUGAAGCUCUUGGCUAUGGCAGUGCCCAAGCCUACGGCAGUGCUCAAGCUGUAGGAGGCGCUCAGGCUUUGGGCUACGGCAGUGCUCAAGUCAUUGGUGAUGCUCAGAUCUACGGACUUAGCGAUGCACAGAUAUAUGGAGUAGGCGCUGCUCAGGCCAGCGGUUACGGUGCUGGUCAGGUCAUAACUGGUGCCCCAGUCAACGUUGGUUACACCGGCUCCAGUCUAUACGGUUCAGGAAUCGCCGACGUGGCUGCUGUAGCGACUCUGCCUGUCGCUGGACCUUACGGCGGCACUGGCUACGGAGAUUUGGCGGUCGGCGGCUCACUGCAGGCUGGUGGCACUGCCAUCGUGACUGGCCAGCUGCCAGUGCUUGGCGCGGUGUCGUUCAACGGCUACAUCCCCGCCAGUGGCGUCGUGUCCAUCGCUGGCAAUUGCGGAUGCGCUGGACCUAAACUGUGA